This is a messenger RNA of Cantharellus anzutake, 561 nucleotides long. RefSeq lists its product as uncharacterized. Bases 1 to 561 code for a protein of 186 amino acids. The transcript is spliced from 4 exons. The record is from RefSeq and is a predicted model, not a curated record. Lineage: Eukaryota; Fungi; Basidiomycota; Agaricomycetes; Cantharellales; Hydnaceae.
AUGUCUGAACGAUUAUUUCCCCCUUCCCAUCAGUCUCAUGUCUCUCCUCUCUCAGCAUCUCGAGGCCUCAGUGAUGACAAGCUGCAUGAUUUGGAGGUGCUUGCUGAACGCGUGAUCGCUCAAACGCCGAGCAGUGGCCAAGAGCUAGAGCAGCUGACAGAGCCCAUCGUUAUCCUUUUCCAGCGGAACAGCCAAACCAUUCAGAGGGCAUCAGAAGUUUGGGUCCCUGACAUACGGAAGGAAAUUGAAGAAGCUAAAGUCUUGUCAGAACGUGUUCUGGAUAAACUUGCCCCCAUCGAGGAGCGUGCAACAAAACAGCUCAAAGUGUAUGAGUACGAGCAGAGAAGGGCGUCUGCUGCUUCUGUCCAGCUUGAAUGGCACGCAGCUUCUUGGAUGGUCAAGUUGCGCAAGGUGUUUCUCGGAGAAGUUAAAGGGAAAAGAAUGAAACUCCUGCGUAUUGUCGCUCCUUUUGUUCUUGGGUUCGCUAUUCUUCUUCUCGUAGGCUUCGCAGGACGGCUGCUCCUUAGAUGGGGGUUGCUUGCGUAUUACCGGAAGUUUUGA